Messenger RNA from Notechis scutatus (mainland tiger snake), 1008 nucleotides. Lineage: Eukaryota; Metazoa; Chordata; Lepidosauria; Squamata; Elapidae. The record is from RefSeq and is a predicted model, not a curated record.
AUGCACUGGGUCAUUGCAACUAUCAUCGAUAUUGAUUCCUGCCUGGGCUCUUGGACAACUGCCAAAGGUUUUACUGGCAGAGCCUGUGAUCAAGAUGUGAAUGAAUGCUCCAUUGGAGCUAAUCCAUGUGAGCAUUUUGGCAAAUGUGUUAACACACAAGGCCCCUUCCAGUGCCAGUGUGGACGUGGUUAUACAGGUCCACGCUGUGAGACAGACAUCAAUGAAUGCCUCUCCAUGCCUUGCCAGAAUGAUGCUACCUGCCUUGACCGUAUUGGAGAGUUCACAUGCAUCUGCAUGUCAGGUUUCAGUAGUACUUACUGUGAGAUAAAUAUCAGUGAGUGUGAAAGCAAUCCCUGUGUCAAUGGGGGUGUCUGCAAGGAUAUGGUCAAUGGGUUCAGUUGCACCUGCCCCUCAGGCUUCUCAGGUUCUAUGUGCCAAAUAGACAUUGAUGAGUGCCCCAGCACCCCAUGCCAGAAUGGUGCCAAGUGUGUGGAUAGGCCCAAUGCUUAUGAAUGCCAUUGUACAAAAGGUUUUGAAGGGGUUUUGUGUGAAAAAAACAUAGAUGACUGCUCCCCAGAUCCUUGCCAUCAUGGCAAUUGUGUAGAUGGCAUUGCCAGCUUUACUCAUAUAUGUGUGGCUGGUUACACUGGGUAUCGCUGUGAGAACCAGAUCAAUGAGUGCCACAGUAAUCCCUGUCAGCACGGAGGCAAAUGUAUUGACCUAGUAAAUAAGUACCUCUGCCACUGUCAGCCAGGGACCUCAGGUGCUAACUGCGAGAUAAAUUUUGAUGACUGUGCCAGCAAUCCUUGUGACUAUAGGAACUGCCGUGAUGGCAUCAAUCGUUACGACUGCAUCUGCAAACCUGGCUUCACAGGUCCUCUAUGCAACAUAGAGAUUGAUGAUUGUACACCUAAUCCUUGCCUGAAUGGUGGCAGCGAUGGGAUUCGAACCCACGCCCCCGAAGAGACUGGAGCCUCAAUCCAGUGGACAUGGAUGCCCCGUUCGUGA